AUGGCACCAUGCGCUCGUUUGCAGGGCGAGUGCCCCUUCGCCGCAAGGCAGAAUCUGCGCAAUCUCGGUUAUUUCCCUGGUAGGCCUUUUGGAUCCUUCCAGUAUCGACUUCUUUACAAGACCCUUGACUGUGCCGCGCCACAGCUGAUGCGUGAGGGUCGAUGGGGGGCGACGAAAUAUACGCCGUGGUUCUAUAUGCAGCCUGGAAGGAGGCUGGUUGCGCAUCGAGGAGAAGGCCGCGGCUGGGGCGGCCAAGAAAAAGUACCAGCGCCGCCUGCAGGAGCAGUUGAUCAACUAGAGCUCGGCGAGAAGGCCAUUGAGGCCAACUUGAAGAAGAAGAAGAUCAAGCUGGCGUUCCGAGAGGGUGCUGUUUGCAUUGCUCGGCCCCGUCUCGUGGGUUUCGGUGCUCGCGGUCGUCAGGUAGUGGCUGCUGUGUCCCCAAUGUCGCCUGGGUGGAUAGCAACGGGCUGGGGCAGGGUCAAUUCUGCAAGUGCCUCGGACAAGGGGCCGGUUCCUGUGCCGGAGAACAUGGACGGAAGGUUAAACGAGCUGUCAAUCUGCGAGCCGGCCAUUGUCCUGGAGGCUGAGGAGUUGAGGGCGACUAUUCCCACUGUCCUGCCGGAAAGAGGAGUGCCGCGAGGUCUCGAGCCCUCCAUACCUGGUUGCAGCAUCUGGGACGCCUGGGUGGUUGCGGCGGUCCAAUCGAUCUCGGAGCCCAUCACCGCGGGGGCUGCGUGGCGCUCCUCUCCGCCCGGCCGUGCCGCAGGAGGCAGGCCGCUCAUCGGGAAUCGCUGGUUAGUCGAGACCCGGGGUCGCGCCGCAGAUGCCGCUCCCGGCCAGCUCGGCGGAAGGCCCGGAGAUCAGGGCAGAGUGCAGGAGGCAGGGGUGAGCCUUGGUAAUGGAUGA
Messenger RNA from Thermothielavioides terrestris NRRL 8126, 906 nucleotides. RefSeq lists its product as uncharacterized. The record is from RefSeq and is a predicted model, not a curated record. The transcript is spliced from 6 exons. Bases 1 to 906 code for a protein of 301 amino acids. NCBI's taxonomy places the organism in Eukaryota, Fungi, Ascomycota, Sordariomycetes, Sordariales, Chaetomiaceae.